AUGACACAGCCUCGCGAGCAAAGGGCCUCGGUCCCUCAAAUUCUAGGCCAGUCGUCGACGCCGACGCCGACGCCGACGCCGCCGCCUCGCCAAACAGCCAUGUAUAUUCCACCUCAGCCUCAGCCUAAUCCUUUUGCUUCUGUCCAAAUUGAUCGCGCCGCCACGGACAAGAUUAAGGACGGCCCCAAGUACACGACUGUAGGCUCUCUGGUCAACCCCAACUCUACACCUCAGUUUGCCAAGCCCGUACGCAGAUCUGCAGCUAUCACAAUCCGGAAUGCUCAAGGCGAUGCCUUGGAUCUCAGCCACGCGUGGAAGGACGCACCUCUGCAGUACUCACCUCUCCAGCAGAAUACGGACCGUGCUAUCAGUCCUCCAACUGUCAAUGUUCCAUCGGUAAUCCCAAGAGCCAAUCCUCUGUCUACAAACCCCACCCCCUCGAGAACCCAAAUCCCAAGAGUCAGCCCUCCACGUUCGACAGUCGAUAAUACAAGUCACUGGGGCGAGUAUAGAACUCUCUUCGAAGCCGGUGAAAAGGAUUCCGUUGAGCGUAGUGAGAAUGGAAUGGGUAACCCUGGCCAACCGAUGGUGAAAGUUGGACCGGUAAUGACGACUUUCGGCAUUGAUUCUCCUGAGCCUGCCCUCAUCGAUGACAUUGAGGAUGACGCAAAUGAGGAUGAGUCGCUGAAGCAGAUGUCCGUCAAGACGUUGACAAACCUGGCAUCUUACGAGAAUCCUCAACAGAGAACUGCUCAGAAAAUAUUGUCUCGUGCCCGAGAGACCAUGUCUGCCCGACAGCUUGCUGAUCCUUCAACUCGGAACAGAAACAGCAUAAUGGAGUGGGAUGCUAGUGUUGAAGCCGAGAUGAGGGCCAAUCCUUCUCCAUACAGCUCUAUCCUAUCCAAGGGCCCUGGAGCUCCUCGUCCUCUAACAGCCGGUCCUCCAGGUCUACGUCAACACAAACCCACCAAUAUCGAACAGUCAACCACAGCCAGACGAUCGGCGCCCUUGGCAGAUGAUUCGGCUUCCGUCCAAGGCAGUUCCUUUCUCCCGCAGGCUAUCAGCGAGCUUGGAAGAAUCACAAAUCAAGAAAGUUCGUCGCGGAUAUCCAAUACCUUCACACCAGCCACGACAGACACACUCGGCACCCAGAAGCUUGCUUCUUCCAUUGUCUAUGAUACUCUUGACGCUGAAGAUGCCCGCAAGUACUAUCGGAAUGGUGUUCUUCCUGUCAACUUUAACGAUACAAUUCGACCAUCGACUGUGUUUGGGUACGAGUCCUCGUCGGAGAGAUAUCGCUUUGGUGUCGCUGCUGAGGAUGGAAACAUCCAACCACACGACAAGGAUAUCAAUACCCUUUGGAAUAAGUGUCCAAAGCUCUACAAGUCAAUGGACACAUUUCUCACCAUGCUGAGGGAUAAGCGCCUCCAGCUGGGAAUGGGCCCCGAAAAGAGAAGAGAAGAAAACGCCCAAGAAUUUCUUGCUAUGAUUAGGAAUGCACGCUCUCAGCUGCAACCAGGUCCCGAGGAAGGAGAAAAGAUCCCCACAGAGAAUGAGGCCACCCUAAGAAUGCUGUUCGAUGAAGUAGACAGAAUGUCUGCACAGAACCCCCAAAGCUCCAUGGCGGACGAGAGUAUGGAGACAAUAAUGCAGCGACUCUUCGGGGGCAUACCUCCCCCGCCAGCCAUUCCAAGAGUUCAUGACCCCAAGGACGAGUCUUGA
Pestalotiopsis fici W106-1 is the source of this 1722-nucleotide messenger RNA. RefSeq lists its product as uncharacterized. The transcript has 2 exons. The coding region runs from base 1 to 1722 and encodes 573 amino acids. The record is from RefSeq and is a predicted model, not a curated record. Lineage: Eukaryota; Fungi; Ascomycota; Sordariomycetes; Amphisphaeriales; Sporocadaceae.